This is a messenger RNA of Mugil cephalus (flathead mullet), 14580 nucleotides long. RefSeq names its product TLC domain containing 3Ba (gene tlcd3ba). Gene Ontology annotation, cellular component: membrane; endoplasmic reticulum. Bases 1964 to 2863 code for a protein of 299 amino acids. The record is from RefSeq and is a predicted model, not a curated record. Gene Ontology annotation, biological process: lipid homeostasis; ceramide biosynthetic process. Gene Ontology annotation, molecular function: sphingosine N-acyltransferase activity. The transcript has 6 exons. NCBI's taxonomy places the organism in Eukaryota, Metazoa, Chordata, Actinopteri, Mugiliformes, Mugilidae.
UAAUGAUUCUGUUUUCUUGCAGAGGAUGUCGGGGUGGAUGGAGGACAAACAAACCUUUGACUGAACCUCUUCUCUGCGUUAGAGCAGCAGGGAGGAUCCGUCACUGUUGACGUUGGUGCAAAUUUGGGUAACUUCUUAUUUUAAUGGCUCCUGUAUUUAUUUUGUGGAAACUUUCCUCUUAAUUUCCUCCAAAUUGGCCGUUACAUUUCCAAGAAAGGGGAAGUUAUUCAGCACCUGACCACAUUCUUAAAAACAAACCAGUGAUGAAUCUGAUUCAAAGCUACUGACCGACAGAUUUCCGCAGAUCAGAGUUUAAAAUACUUCUUUAAUUCAAUCAUCUGAUUAUUUUUUUUCUUUCAUGUCAUUGAAACCAGUUUUCUCUUAAAAUCUCAACAAUAACAAACGUCUAUUUGCAUAACUGCAACUAUUUUUCUGCGGCUCUGAUUCAGUUGAACUAUUUUCCCUAUUUUAGAUAGAUAAAUAAAUAGAUAUAGAUAAAAGUCAAUGAUUCAAUAAAUUAAAAACACCACAGUGAAAACGUUACAGGUAAAAAUCCUAUUUUAAUAAGUGAAAUCAACAAGUCGUCCCAGUGGUACACAACUUACCUAUAAUUUACAGAUGAACAACAGCUGAUUGGGAGAGAAGAUACAGGAAAUGAAACAGCUGCAAAUUUGCGAUUUGUUUACCCAUCAGACAUUAAAGACCUGAAAUCAAUUGCAGAGAUUUCAAGCAACAAAAACAUUACUUUAUGUUUAACACCAAACUAUCAAAAAACAACUGUGAUUUUUUAAAAAUGUAUUUUAUUUUUUGCUGCAUCAUCCCAAAGUUUAUUUUGUCCAAACAAUUAAAAAUCUCAAAGCGUACGCGAAGAUUCACAGAAGCUUAAUGCACCACUACAUAAUAAUAUAGUCAUGUAAGGCCCAUUAGACCCCUUCAUGGCCGAUGUCACAGUGACAUCACUGCGUUGCUGGAGGCGAACACUUUCAAUGUCAACCGGGAAAAUGUUUUCUUGCUGUAUUUUUGUUUGUUAAAACCGAAAAAGCAAAAAGACUAACCAGCCGAUGCCAGUCGUAGAAAACUUUGGUUGAACACCUUUAAAAGAAAGGACUGAAGUGAGACAAUCGUCAACAACUCUCUGUUUAUAGCCACAUUUGAUAUCAGGCAAGAUUAAUAUCUAAUAUAUCAUCAUUUUCAGCCUGGAUAACAUUAUGGUUUCGAAUAAAGUGUGACUGAAAUAACUUUAAGUUAAUCAUUAUUUGGAGGAUUCUUGAUACAUCCCAGUGCUAAUGCUAACAGCUAGCUAACGCAGCGUUAGUUGUAUGGUUCAGGGGUGUCCAAGCAUUUACUAUGUCACCCCCUACAGUGGUUACUCUCACUUCUUGUAAUAUCUUUGUUGUAGAGGCUUUACUUGGUAAUAAUAGACCAGACUUCGACCUCUCUGUGUCCUCCUUAGGUCAAAUCGUCCAUCCAGUGAGUGAGAUUGUUUAGGGUUAGAUGAAUAUAAUCCCAUCAGUCAGUCAACUUUUUAAAAUAACACUCACAGUCUCGGGGAGUGAGUGUAUUAGUAUAUUCUGUAAAAUAUACAUUUUCCUCAUCCAUUCUUGCCAAAACAGUCCAUUGAAAUAUGCUAGCCACCGUUUACAAGCUCCUUUGCCUCCAGCUAAGCCCCGCCCCUCAAAAACGUCACUGUUUACAAACUGCGAAGGGAAGGAAGAUUUCAAGAAAAAUACACCCAAUCAUUGACCUGUAAAAUAAAGCAUUUCUCUGAUUUCUGACACAUUUGCAAAUAAUCAAAUGAUGUAAAUGACCCCGGGGGUGGAGGUGGAGGUGUAUCUUCAGUGACCGAGCCUGGACCGUCCUCUCUGCCGUGGCUAAUCCCUCCUCCUGUGACAGGUGGCAGCAGGAAGCUCUGCCCCUCUGAUCCUCUCCUCUGAGCUCCUGCUAACCUGUCCUCUUUUAACACAUGCACAGAGACAGUCAAACAAGCACACACACACCACCACCACCAGCAGCAGCAGCAGCAGCCAUGUUGACCCUUGUGGCUGCCGGCUCCGUCUUCUUCCCUGGACUCUUCCUCCUGUCCAAACAAACCCUGAAACGCCUGAUGGGAUGGAGCGACGGGGACGCCGCCGUCGUCUCAACGCGUCUGGUGUCGUCAGUCCAAGCCGUCAUGGCCUCAUCAGCCGGAUGUGUCAUCAUCUCGUCCUGCAGGGACGUCAUGGAGGACAGACACUGGCUGACCGACGCCUACAUCCUGUUCGCCACGCCGUACUUCGCCUACGACAUCUACGCCAUGUUUCUGUGUUACCGGCACAAGCUGCAGGUCAAAGGUCACGAGGAGGCGGGGCUGAGCGCUUCUGUGGCCGGUUACCUGCGCAGGGAGGUCCUCAUGGUGCUGCAUCACAUCUUCAUGGUGGCCUUCUGCUUCCCUGCCUCACUGAUGUGGAGGCAGGGUAAAGGAGAUUACUUCCAGGGCGUCUUGUUUCUGGCAGAGCUCAGCACUCCGUCCGUCAGUCUGGGGAAAGUCCUGAUCCAGUAUAAUAAGCAGCACACUCUGCUGCACAAAGUGAACGGAGUCGUCAUGCUGCUCACUUUCUUCGGCUGUCGAGUGUUACUCUUUCCAUACCUGUACUACGCCUACAGCAGGUAUGCAUCGAUCCCGGUGUAUGCGGUGCCCCUGGUGGCCCCGUGGCAGUGUAACCUGGGCACCGCUCUGCUCUGGCCCCUGCAGCUCUACUGGUUCACACUGAUUUGCAGAGGGGCUCUCCGUCUAGUCACAAAACGCUCGUCACCAGCUUUAAAACAUGGCGACUGCCUGCCUCCGACAAACGGCUGCUCAACCAAUCAGAUGGACAGACGCUGAGAAAGAAGGAUUAAACCUGAUGUGGUGACUUUAACCGUUAAAACAAAAAGGACAAAACCAGGGAGCUGGAAAGUGUUGCUCCUCAUUUGGUGUAAAGAUCAAAUCGAGAGACUGUGAGAAGAGUUUUGAGGAAGGUGCUGCUGAAACCUUGUGACCUCUCAUCCAGCUUUAAGUGGAAAAGCUGAAAAGUUACAGAAAAGCAGAAGAAAGAAGCCGACUGUGUGUAAAUGUUUGAGUUGUAGAACAAACAAAUCAGGAUGCAGGACUUUGUGAGGUUAAAAAAUAAAACUGUAAAGCCGAACAAUGCCAUCUGAUGUAAUCAGGUAUUAAAGCCAGAAAAGUAACUUCUGGGAUUAGUUCAAUUUAGUUUGGCUCAUAACAAGCUACUGAAUCCCAGUUUGAUGUCAGAAAAAACAGGUGUUCCACAAGGAUCGACCUUAGGCCCACUGUUGUUUGCUCUUCGCGUGCUGUUGCGUCAUCUUUUACAGUCUUGUCUGCCAUCAGCUCCACCUCAACCUGCUGUUGAUGACUUAUUUUAUUAAUGGAUUGCCUUGAACACAAAACACUGAUUUUGUAUUUUUUAUAAAAUAAAAAGUGAUGGCUUAAUAUGAAGAUCCAUUCUCUGGUUGUUAACAACAACAAAGCUUCACACAUUGAGGUUGUUUUUUUUAUCAUGUUCUUGUUAGUUUUAUUUCUACAACUGAUAUUGAUCUUUAAAUAUAUAUUAUAUAUAUAUAUAUAUAAAUAUAAUGUAAUUUGUUAAUAAUAUAAAUAUAUUUAACAACUGGUACCACUCAGGUUUUAUAUUUUUCACUCAAACUGAUCAUUUUUAUUUUAGAUCUAAACAGUCACAGUCCUCUAGAUUAAAUUUCUUAAUCUAUUUUACACAGUUUCUCUUGUUACGAUUUUAACUGAUAAUAUUUUCCAUUGGACGCUUCCUACAGAGAAGAAAACAUAUUUGCAUGUCUUUCUUCACGUCUUUAUGCUUUGCCUUUCCGUCUCUCUGCAGAGUUUCGUUGUUCUCAAUAGAUGCUCAAAUUGGUCAUUUAAUUGAUUUCUACUUUUUGAGUCCCGGACCUUAAGGCCACUCCACCACCCCACCCCCAAACUGACAGGGGGUGACGACUGCUUUUUUUUAUUAUUAUUUUUUGUGCAUAAUUUAUACAUAGAUUUAAACUAACUUCUAUAAAACAAAGUGACUGACUGAAUGAAUUAUCUUUUGUAUGGGUUUCAUGUCGUCGGGAGUUUCUUUUUAAAGAGGUUGAACCAUAAUCACCAAGAGGGGAGGAUGUCACUAAAAAUACAGGGUUGAGCUCUAUGGAGGGUAGUUUAAAGCCCUAAAAUAAAGAUUUUAUUAUCGAAUUUAAUAUAAAGAAAAACUGUCCAGCGAGGUUAGUUUGGUUAAAAAGCUUGUUUUUUUGUUUUUGAUGUUGCUUGUACACUCCAUUUGGUCCAGUUCAGUCACGAUUUCUGGUGUGUUGUGUUGCCUGGGCAAAGUUAAGAUGGGAUGCUGGGGGCAGAGAUAUAUCCACUGGGCUGUAGGAUACUUCUUCUUGAGUUGUAUGACAUUACUUUUUUUUUUUUUUUUUGUAGUGUUGUAGUGUUGGUCGUCUUUCUCAGGGGCAUUUCCAUGGAGUUUUCUGGUAGGGUUGCCUGUUCCCAGGAGGUUACUUUAGAGGCCCACUGGGUUUGUGCUUAAUCUCCCCACUGCAGAACCAAAUGAAGACUAGGGGUGAUUCUUUAAUAAGUUUGGCUUGUUAAGGUAUUGUUUGACCUAAAUGCAUGUCUGGCGUUGGUAUUUACGGAACCUUUGUCACAGUUCUUCAAUGUGCCUAGAGUGGAUUUGUGAAUGACUAUAAAAAGGAUGAGCCUGUUCAAAUGGCUAACCAUUAUUGCAUUAAGGUUGCAGAGCAGAAGCAUUGGGAGGACAUUUUGUAUCUCUACAGUUAAUCUAUCUGUCAUAGUUCCAUGUCUCUAGUAUCUACAGUGUAUUUCUGUCUUUCUGGUAAUAUUUUCAACUUAAUCAAAACUGAAGCCUUCAUCAUUUGAGAAUUUGACCUUUUUUACAUCAACCACCUCAUUCAUUCGGUGCGAAUGUGUUAUGAGGUACAGUUUUCUGUCACCAGUUGAGUUAAUGUCCAUGCCAGCAGGAUGACGAAUCAUACCGUACUCUUGUUCAACUCUGUUUUCUAUGAUGUUUAAGUUAGUAAGUCCCAGAUUUUCAAAGAGAGGAUCCUAAUCAUGGGUGCAAAUACUUUGGCUGUCACAAAAAUGUUUCUCCAAUAAUCUCAUGAGUCUUUUAGCAAAUUAACUUAGGUUAAUAGGUAUUGGAAUCAAGGCCGACAGGUUGUAUCAUUGCAGUUCAUAAAACAACAGUUAACUCUAUAAUAACCAGAUUUAUAGCUCUAGCCUAGACUUUUCCAUAGAUGGAGAAGCAAUGCUGCCAGGCUGUACUUCAUUAAUGUUGGGCAGGAACCUUUUAUCUCCAAAUUUCAACUUAUGUUUUUUUUUAUAAGUUAUAAGUGCAAUGAACAUACACAUGCCCAAAGUAUGAACAUUGAUGAGUAACAUGUAUGCUCAACUUGACUUUGUCAGACCAGACCGUCACUGAAUGUAAACGUGGCUAAACAUGCUGCUAAUGUUACAAAAGCCACGGGGAACAGCAACAUGUCUGAUAUUCUACGUUUUCUUACACAUAACAAUAACACACACAAGCUAAUGAAUGGCGUUAGUGCAACCAAGCUAACUUGAAGUUAGCAGCCCAUUUGCGCCAUGAGUUAUGUGGAAAACUUUGCGCUUGCCAUGAAAUUUAUCACAUGCUGAUUGUUGAAUAACGUCAAUGAAUUAAUAAACUCAAAUGCGUGUCUGUGUGUGACUAGCCACCGGCUGCAGGCGUGUUGUGCGCUGCGUGGUGGUGAGCGUGACCAAACAAAGUUAGGACGCAGUAGCAUAGCUGAUCCCUUUUAGCAUCUGACAGACAGAUUACACACACAAUAGGAAGAAAUGUCAUGCAUUUUGAACAUCUGACGAACCACCCACUGACACUUAUGUCCAGUCUCGUUUCGUCAAUGAAAACUCAUGCACGUCUCGUCAUGUAUUAGUCAUCAAAGAGCCAUGCUUAGCUCGUCACUAUCAUGAAAAAAAAGAAAAAAGGGUGUCAACGGAAUAAUUUCAUCAUUGUCAUUGUUGACAAAAACGACUCUGCCUCUGAUGGCUUCAGAGCAAACGAACUAAUGAUGAUGACACGAGCCCACAAUGGAGGAUUCACAGAUAUAUCCAGGAGUAUUUUCCUCAGUCUGGGUUUAGAUUUGUGCAGAAGAACUGUGGAUCUGUUUUAAGGCUGCCUGCCAAUGCUCUUGUGUUAUCUCCCUCAAUCCUCCUGCUAAGAGGAUUUUGAGUGUGAUGAUUAUUUCUUAUGCCGACUAGUGUGGAAACUUGAGGAUGUGGACUAUUUAGCUUCACAAAGUUCAGUAUUUUAAAAAUAUAGGGAGGUGUGAAAAACUCCUGACAAAAGCCACAGAGGAGUACAGAGGAGUGACAAGGAAAAGGGAAUAACUAAGAGUAAAUCCAGUUUAAAUAAAUACCAUUCUCCAUGACACUGACUAGUGGGAGAUAAACCUGAUCAAAAGAAAUUACUUGGAGCCAGUUUGAAACCUUAAGCUAUCAGCUCUUAUACAGCUCCUUUGUUUUUUUGUUUUUUUUGUUAGCCUUUAUUUAACCAGGUCAAUCCCAUUGAGAUACAGUGACCUCUUUUCCAAACAACAGCCUAGAAAAGUUGCGACCAUCAAGAACAAACAGCAACUCGCACAACAACACAAAUACAUGGAAGAUAAAAACAAAAGGACCAACACUCAGAACAAGUGCGAUAUGUAGCUGCUCCAAGGUCUCUCACAUGAGUUUUCAAAGAUCCAGGGGUGAUUAGCUCCUUUACCUAUUUCUGCAGUGAGUUAAGCAGCAGGUGUAGAUUGCAUAAAACAGUGUUUACCAAAUUCAGAAUGAGAUGUGGGCAUGUUUCUUAGGUAGAAAAGAUAAAAGGUCACUGUAAUCAAGGAGGAAGGUGGCAGCAAACAACUUUUUUCUGGUAGCAAAAGGAAAAACAAGACGUGUGAGGGAAAAACAAUCCAAGUUUCAGUCUUAAUAUGUUUACCAGGUUUUCUACAUCUGGUUUAAAAGAAAGACGAUCAUCAUCACAAAGGAACUUGUAACAGGUCAGACGUUCUAUCUCACACCCUUGUAAUGAUAAAAUGUUGCCUCAGCAAGAGUGUAGCCACAGCGAAAUAUAACUGUGUCAUCAGCAUAGACAUGAAAUUUGGCAUUUGGCACAUCUCUGUGUGAUGUCCAGAAGAAGUUUCCCGUUUCUGUGACUGAAAAAGAAUCCAACUUUCAAUCUCAAUUUUUUAUUUUUUUUUUACCAGGUUUUCCACAUGUAGCUUAAAAGAAAGACUAUCAUCAAUUAAUAGGCCAAGGAACUUGUAACAGAUCAGUAGUUCUAUCUCACACCAUUGUAAUGAUAAACUGUUGGGAGGAGAUAGAGAUGAGACAGCUUUUAAAACUAGUCUUAGUUCAAUGAGCUGACAGUCUACAAGGUUAAAAGGGAUCGGGAAGCUUCUAAGGGUCUCAACAGGAGUGCAGCCACAGCAAUAUAUGACUGUAUCAUGAGCAUAGGAAUGAAAUUUGGCAUUUGGGACAUCUCUGACCAAGUCAUUUACAUAAGUAACAAACACAAUAGGGCCCAAAUCUGAGCCCUGGGGCACGCUGUAAAAGAAGGAGGAAGCUCACAGUGUUAAAAUGAUUCUAAAAAAAACAUCAAACCUCUUCUUUCUAAUCAGCUCAGAGUCUCAGUUCAAACUGUUAAGGAUUUAGGGCGCCUUGGACAUCGAAUUGAAAAGGACCAGCCAAUUUGAAUACAGUCAGAGAAUAGGUAUUAUUUUAGUAUUAUUAUUGUUUAUUUAGCCUUUAGAUAACGAGGUUUGUCCCAUUGAGGUCAAAUAUAUCAUGGCCAAGAGUGACAGCAACACAGAGAUGACAUAAACACAUAAGAUCAGAGAUGAAUAACACAGAAACGCUUGGGGCAACAUGCAUACAGACAAACAUGACUCAACAGUUUUCACCAUCUUUUUAAACUCAUUUAGCGAUACCAAGUUUGUACGCUGGUCAGUAUUAAUAUAUUACAAAUGAUUAAAGAUCGAGAUAAGAGCCUUAGGAAACUUAGGAAACCUAAAGAAAACUACUUUCUUUAUAUAAUAGUAAAUAAUAAAUGACGUAGCCUAAUGGUUGUCCCCCUUUUUAAGGAUGACCCUCAAAAUUAUAGACCAAUGAGCAUCCUUCCAAGGUCCCUCCAAGAGAUCCUCUUGGGCCCCAACCUGCUCUGUAAAACUCUCUUUUGAUUUUUUGCAGGAUUGCUUUCUGCAAAUAAAACAACCAAUGAAUCUUUCUGAGGAAAAAGACAUCUAUUGGUGAGUCCAGUCCAUUACUCUCUCGUGCACAGGAAUGUUGUUGUCUGUUAAGGUGUAGAAUUGACAUUAACUGUUGAGCUGACGAGCAAUAGACAAGGCUGCAUUUCAAUGUUGUUGAGCCGACCCCACCCAGAUUGGCUGGUCUCCCUGGUUUUCCAGGUCUGACCAGCUGGUACAAAUGUGAUAGGAUUAAAGGAGGAGUAGGAGUAAAGCCAACAUCUUGUUACAUGGCGUCCAACGUUUGAGGCGUGAGGACAGUUGAAAGGUUACUGUUAAACUUUAAGUCUUCAGGGUGGUAUAUCCACCAAAGUAGCCAUUUAACAAGUUGACGGACAGACUGAUCAUCUGUCACUUGGAAACAAAGACUAGACUCAGAGGAGUCUUUAAGAGGUACUACAGUAUGGUCCACAUAAAAGAAAAGUUAAAGAAAUGGCCUCAGAAGGGGGACACCAAAAUACUGAAACUGCCUGUGAUUAGUGGAGGUGAGACUCAUGAGUUAGACACAGACUGCAUUCAGGAACAUAGUGAGGGAGAAGACUCAACUCAGACAAUGAGGGUUAGGAAAACAACUUAAUUUAUCGUGGUACUUGGGACCAAACAUUGCCCACCACAGAGACAGCCCCCAAAUUACCAAGCAUUAGGUGAAGUGAGACAAAUAGGAAGUCAGUUAGACUGACCCAAUCAAGCAUCCACACCAAAUUCAGGAAAGGGUCAGGGACUAAGUGGGAGAUCCAGUCAUUCAGUGACACUCACACAGGACAGGUGAAGAACAGUUUUAGGGCAUUACAGGAAGAGCAGACUGCGAUUGAAAAUGUUCAUUAAUGUACAUUGUCCCUCUACAACAAAUUAAGGUGAAUGAAUGAAUGAAUGAAUGAAAAGGUCAGACUGUAAAUUGUUCAACACACCAGGAGCAGGAAACUCAAAAGCUGCCUGUCACAAUUCUGUUCGUACCUCAGGAACCACAGAUUGUAGUAUAUCCAUAUAGGAAUAUAUAGGAAACAUUUCAAGGCAUUCGUGUACAACAUAUCACUGUAAUGAACAGACGAAAAUGUAGACUCCAAACCUCAGGUAUUUAAGAGUGGAAACCAACUAAAUUUGGUGUCCAUUUGUGGUAAGAAUUUACUUGUUUCAGUGACUGAAAAAGAAUCCAACUUUCAAUCUUUUUUUUUUUUCAACCAGGCUUUACACAUGUAGCUUAAUGUUGGGAAGAGAUACAGGUAAUUCCCUGCCACUGGGGAAAAAAAAAACAUCAGUUUAGUUUUGGCUGUAUUUAAAACUAGCCUUAGUUCAAUGAGCUGAAAAUAAACAAGGUUAAUAGUGAUUUGUUAGUUGCCAAAGGCCUCAGCAAGAGUGCAGCCACAGCAAUAUAUGAUGGGUCAUCAGCAUAGAAAGGAAAUUUUGCGUUUGGCGACAUCUCUGACCAACGUAUUUACAUAAAUAACAAACAGAAUAGGGCCCAAAUCUGAGCCCUGGGGCACGCUGUAAGAGAAGGAAGAAGCUAGCAGUGUUAAAAUUAUUCUGAAAAAACAUCAAACCUCUUCUUUGUAAUCAGCUCAGAGACUGAGUUCAAACUGUUAAGGAUUUAGGGCGCCUUGGACAUCAAUUUGAAAAAGACCAGCAACUUGAAUACAAUCAGAGAAUAGGUAUUAUUAUUAUUGUUAUGUAGCCUUUAAUUAAGGAGGUUCGUCCCAUUGAGGUCAAAAUGUUGAAAAUGUUCAUUAAUGUACAUUGUCCCUCUACAACAAAUUAAGGUGAAUGAAUGAAUGAAUGAAUGAAUGAAUGAAUGAAAAGGUCAAACUGUAAAUUGUUCAACACACCAGGAGCAGAAAACUCAAAAGCUGCCUGUCACAAUUCUGUUCGUACCUCAGGAACCACAGAUUGUAGUAUAUCCUUAGGAGACUGUCUUUUCCACAUUUCAAGGCAUUCGUGUACAACAUAUGACUGUAAUGAACAGGUAAAAAGGUAGACUCCAAAGUGGAAACCAACUAAAUUUCUAAAUUUGGUGACCAUUUAUGUUAAGAAUUUUCCCGUUUCUGGGACUUUUUUUUUUUUAAACACAAAUAGUUUAAUGUUGGGAGGAGAUACAGGUAAUUCCCUGUCAUUCACCAGCAAUCAUUGAAACGUUAUUGGCAGAACAACUAAUUUGUCAUCUCAAUUCUAGUCAACUCCUACAUCCCGUGCAAUAUGGCUUUAGGGUCCACCAAUCAACAGAAACGGCAACUCCUUUAUUGAAAGGAUUAAGUCUUUAAUGGACAGAGGGGGUGCAGUUGGUGCAAUUUUUUUUUAGAUCUUCAAAAAGCCUUUGACACUGUUAAUCAUAAUAUUGUCCAGUCUAAAUUUGGUCAACUUAUUUUUUCUCAAUUUACUUCAAGCUGGUUCAAAUCAUAUCUUGCUAACCAUUCUCAGUGUGUUAAAAUACAAAAUCUUCUUUCAAUGAUCUCCUCACAGAUGUUACCCAAGAUUCAAUCCUGGGUCCACUCCUUUUCAGCCUGUAUAUAAACAAUUCACCAUCUGUGUGACAAAGGCUGUGAGGUCAUUAAGUAUACAGAUGAUACCAUGAUUUUGGUAAAGGGUAAAGAUCACUUUGAAGCUUCUGCACAGCUUACAGAAGUCAUGGUAAACAUUUCAUACUGGCUUAAUAACUAGCAUUUACUACUUAAUUCUUCUAAAAUUGUUGAUAUUUUUUUUAUUUAUUUAUUUUUUGCCAAAAUUAACAAAUCAUUCACAGAAGCUGAUGUUUUUAUAUCUGGACAGAGAACCCAAAUUGUAAAUUAAUAUAAAUUUCUAGGAACCAUGUUAGCCAGCAAUCUCACUUUUAAACAUGUUAAAAAGGUGAGCAAAAUUCUCAAAUCUACACUCAUAAAUUUCAGGCAUCUUAGAAAUCAUAUGUCUACAGAAGCAGUCAUAGCCAUGUACAAACAAACUCUCAAAAUCAUGGAUAAAAAAGGAAAAAUCAAGAUCCUUCUGUCAUUGUAUAAUCCUCAAUAAAAGUUUCUGAGUUGGAACGGUGUUGUUAUUUUCAAGUGCAUGGUUUACAUCUUUUUUGCUUGUGGAUUAAUGUGAAUAAAAAGGUCAGACUGUAAAUUGUUCCACACACCAGUGGCAGAAAACCCAAAAGCUGUCUUUCACAAUUCAGUUUGUACCUCAAGAACCACAGAUUGUAGAAUAUCCUUAGGAGACUGUGUUUUCCACAUUUCAACCUUCGAAAAGACGAUUACUAAGGCUAAUAAGGUAAGAAUGGUUUGUCAGAGCCCCAUGAUACACGCUAUCCAGCAUUUGACAGACAGUGAGCAGAGGCAUUCAUGUACAACACAUUACUGUAAUGAACAGGUAAAAAGGUAAACUCCAAACCCCAGGUAUUUAAGAGUGGAAACCAACCAAAUUUGGUGUUCAUUUAUGUUAAGGAUCUUCUCCUUUGUGACUGAAAAAGAAUCCAACUUUCUCUUUUCUCUUUCUUUUUUACCAGGUUUUCCCUCAUGUACUUUAAAACAAAGAUGGUCAUCAAUUAAAAUGCCAAGGAACUUGUAACAGGUCAGAUGUUCUAUCUCACACCACUGUAAUGAUAAAAUACUGGGAGGAUAGAGGUGCCAUUGGAAAAAAUCAUCAGUUCAGUUUUGGCUGCAUUUAAAACUAUUCUUAGUUCAAUGAGCUGACAAUCUACAAGGUUAAAAGUGCUCUCUAAGUUGCCAAAGGCCUCAGCAAGAGUGCAGCCACUGCAAUAUAUAAUGGGUCAUCAGCAUAGAAACGAAAUUUUGCAUUUGGCGACAUCUCUGACCAAUGUAUUUUACAUAAAUAACAAACAGAAUAGGGCCCAAAUCUGAGCCCUGGGGCACGCUGUAAAAGAAGGAGGAAGCUAGCAGUGUUAAAAUGAUUCUAAAAAAUAUCAAACCUCUUCUUUCUAAUAAGCUCAGAGGCUGAAUUCAAACUGUUAAGGAUUUAGGGCGCCUUGGACAUCAAUUUGAAAAGGACUAGCAACUUGAAUACAAUCAGAAAAUUGGUAUUAUUAUUAGUAUUUAUGUAGCCUUUAGUUAAGGAGGUUUGUCCCAUUGAGGUCAAAUAUAUCUUGGCCAAGAGUGACAGCAACACAAUUUCAACAGGAAAUGAGUUGACUAAUCACACUUUUAAACAUAUUAAGAAAGUGAGCAAAAUUCUCAAAUCUACAUUCAAAUUUCAGGCAUCUCAGAAAUCAUAUGUCUACAGAAGCAGUCAUUGCCAUGUACAAACAAACUCUCAAAAUCCUGGAUUAAAAUAAUAAUAAUAAUAAUAAUCAAGAUCCUUCUAUCAUUGCAUAAUCCUCAAUAAAUAUAAGUUUCUGAGUUGGAGCAGUGUUGUUAUUUUCAAGUGCAUGGUUUACAUCUUUUUUUUUUCUCGCUUGUGAAUUAAUGUGAAUGAAAAGGUCAGACUGUAGGCUGUUCCACACACCAGAGCAGAAAACCUAAAAGUUGUCUUUCAUAAUUCAGUUUGUAACUCAGGAACCAUAGAUUGUAGUAUAUCCUUAGGAGACAUAUCACAUUUCAACCUUCAAAAAGACAAUUACUAAAGCUAUGGUAAGAAUGGUUUGUCAGAGCCCCAUGAUACACGCUAUCCAGCAUUUGACAGACAGUGAGCAGAGGCAUUCAUGUACAACACAUCACUCUAAUGAACAGGUAAAAAGGUAGACUCCAAAUCCCAGGUAUUUAAGAGUGGAAACCAACUAAAUUUGGUGUUCAUUUAUGUUAAGAAUUUUCUCCUUUCUGUGACUGAAAAAGAAUCCAACUUUCAAUCUCUCUCUCUCUCUUUUUUUAAACCAGGUUUUAUACAUGUACUUUAAAAGAAAGACGAUCUUCAAUUAAAAUGGCAAGGAACUUGUAACAGGUCAGAUGUUCUAUCUCACUCCCUUGUAAUGAUAAACUGCUGGGAGGAUACACAGGUACUUUCCUGCCAUUGAAAAAAAAAAACAUCAGUUUACUUAUGGCUCCGUUUAAAAAUAGUUUUAGUUUGAUGAGCUGACAAUCAACAAGGUUAAAAGCAAUCUGUUAUUUGCCAAGGGCCUUGGCAAGAGUGCAGCCACAGCAAUAUAUGACUGCAUCAUCAGUAAAGAAAUGAAAUUUGGCAUUUGGCAACAUCUCUGCCCAAUUCAUUUACAUAAAUAACAAACAGAAUAGGGCCCAAAUCUGAGCCCUGGGGCACGCUGUAAAAUAAAGAGGAAGCUAGCAGUGUUAAAAUGAUUCUAAAAAACAUCAAACCUCUUCUUUCUAAUCAGCUCAGAGACUGAGUUCAAACUGUUAAGGAUUUAGGGCACCUUGGACAUCAAUUUGAAAAAGACCAGCAACUUGAAUACAAUCAGAGAAUAGAUGUUAGAAUUUAAUAGUAAAUAAUAAAUGACAUGGCAGAAAAUAUAUUAACUGGACAAAAAUAAUCAUGAAAGCAGAUUGAACUGAGAAUCAAUGACACUCCAACAAACGAGAAGAUUGACAUAGCCGAAGCCUUAAAUAAUUAUUUUGUGGAAUCUGUAUCUAUUGUUACCAACAGUUUUCCCUUACAUCAGCAGUAUAGCGUCACAGUACCAAAUCCUGCUGUACACAUCUUCAAUUAGAAAGAGCAUCUGAAACUCAAGUAGCAAAGAUGAUUGACUCAUUCAAACCUAAAAGGUCAAAGGAUGUGUAUGAAACAGGACUUUACCUGUUUACUGAUUAAACCUAUUGUUCACAUUGUGAAUAUUUCAUUUACUUAGGGCAGGGGGAGUUUCCCUGAAUAUUGGAAGCUGAGCUUUUGUCCCCCUUUUUAAAAGUGACCCUAAAAAUUAUAGGCCAAUGAGCAUCCUUCCUGUCUUUCACCAGCAGUCAUUCAAAAGUUAUUGGCAGACCAACUAAUUUGUCAUCUCAAUUCUAGUCAGCUCCUACAUCCCAUGCAAUAUGACUUUAGAGUCCACCACUCAACAGAAACGGCAACUGUCUACUUUAUUGAAAGGAUUAAGUCUUUAAUGGACAGAAGGGGUGUGGUUGGUGCAAUUCUUUUUUCGAUCUUCAAAAAGCCAUUGACACUGUUAAUCAUAAUAGUGUCCAGUGUAAAUUUGGUCAACUUAUCUUUUUUCCCAAUUUACAGUGUAUUAAAAUACAAAAUCUUCUUUCAAUGAUCUCCUCACAGAUGUUCCCCAAGGUUCAAUCCUGGGUCCACUCCUUUAUAGUCUGUAUAUGUACGAUCCACCAUCUGUAUGGUAAAGGCUGUGAGGUCAUUAUGUAUACAGAUGAUACCAUGAUUUUGGUCAAGAGUAAAGAUCAA